Messenger RNA from Penicillium canariense, 1284 nucleotides. RefSeq names its product putative serine/threonine protein kinase ENV7. Gene Ontology annotation, cellular component: Golgi apparatus; cytoplasm. Gene Ontology annotation, molecular function: ATP binding; protein serine/threonine kinase activity. NCBI's taxonomy places the organism in Eukaryota, Fungi, Ascomycota, Eurotiomycetes, Eurotiales, Aspergillaceae. Gene Ontology annotation, biological process: regulation of vacuole fusion, non-autophagic; protein phosphorylation; vacuolar protein processing. The record is from RefSeq and is a predicted model, not a curated record. The coding region runs from base 1 to 1284 and encodes 427 amino acids. The transcript is spliced from 3 exons.
AUGGCGCAGUAUUUCUUCGACCUCCUCUACAACUUCACAGAUUGCAUGUGCUGCUUCCCAGGCUCACCACAGCUGAAGAUCAACAAUCGCAAUUUCAAGCUCCUGCGACUGCUAGGCGAGGGCGGUUUCUCCUACGUCUACCUGGUCCAGGACAAGGCGAGCUCGGAACUCUUCGCGCUCAAGAAAAUCCGCUGUCCGUUUGGACAGGAAUCUGUCUCGCAAGCGCUGAAGGAAGUCGAGGCGUACAGCCUGUUCACCUCGCACGACAACAUCAUCCAUUCGAUCGACCAUUGCGUCUCGACAGAAUCGGGGUCCAAGUUCCGCUCGGAUGGCGGUGAUCCCGGCUCGAAGACCGUCUACAUUCUGCUGCCGUACUACCAACGGGGCAACCUCCAGGAUGCCAUCAACGCCAACUUGGUCAACCACACCCGGUUCCCGGAGAAGCGCCUGAUGAUGCUGAUGCUUGGCGUGGCCGAUGCGCUCAAAGCAAUGCACCAGUAUCGCGUUCAGAGUGGCUCCUCGUCGACCCGCAAAGCGAAGGGGGUGCGCAGGGAAGGGGAGGAAGCGGACGAGGAGCGGACGAUGCAGAUGAAGCCUAAGCGGCGCGCCAGCCAUCGCCCGCAGGAUGAAGAUGAGGAGAACGAGCCUUUAAUGGAUGAUGAGGUGACACGCAGCCAUGAGGGUGUCCAGGAUGGUGGUCUGCGCCCCUACGCGCACCGCGAUAUCAAGCCGGGCAACAUCAUGAUCGACGAUGAUGGCCAAAGCCCUAUCCUGAUGGACCUUGGCUCCCUGGCCCCGAGUCCCAUUGCCAUCACAUCCCGCUCCCUCGCCCUGGCAGUGCAGGAUACUGCCGCUGAGCACAGUACCAUGCCGUACCGAGCCCCGGAACUCUUCGACGUGAAGACCGGUUCCAUUAUCGAUACCAAGGUGGACAUCUGGUCCCUCGGCUGCACACUGUAUGCCUGCCUGGUCGGCAAGAGCCCCUUCGAGGCCCGCAGCGACGAGACCGGUGGUAGUCUCAGCAUGUGUGUUCUUGGCGGCGACUGGCGAUUCCCCGACGAAAGGUCCACUGCGACCAAGGGCAAGGGCAAGGUCUCCGCUGAUGGCGACGACGCAUCCGGCAACAGCGAGCAAUCGAUUAGCCCGCUGGUCAAGGACGUGGUUCGCAAGUGUCUCCAAGUGGAGCCCGCAGAGCGCCCUGACAUCGAUGAGCUGAUCCAGAUCAUGAAGGAUGUCAUCAGCCAGUUGCCGGACGACGCGGGCAUCGCGGGGGCGUCUCACUAA